Molecule: messenger RNA, 620 nt
Organism: Misgurnus anguillicaudatus (oriental weatherfish)
Lineage: Eukaryota; Metazoa; Chordata; Actinopteri; Cypriniformes; Cobitidae
Product: histone H3
Cellular component (GO): nucleosome
Molecular function (GO): structural constituent of chromatin; DNA binding; protein heterodimerization activity
Source: RefSeq, a predicted model, not a curated record
CAAUGGCCAGUAGAGGUCACACAUUAGCCAAUCACAUGUCAGUGUAUUGUCACCGCCCUCUGAGCUCACGGUCUUCUAGUCUUUAAAAGCCGCUUGCUGAGUGUAGUUCUGCAUUCGCUUUUCUACGAAGAAGAGUUUUGACUUCAGUCAUGGCAAGAACAAAGCAGACCGCUCGUAAAUCCACCGGAGGCAAAGCGCCCAGGAAGCAGCUCGCUACCAAAGCUGCCCGUAAGAGCGCCCCAGCUACCGGCGGUGUGAAGAAACCUCAUCGUUACAGGCCCGGUACCGUAGCUCUGAGAGAAAUCCGCCGCUAUCAGAAAUCCACUGAGCUGUUGAUCCGUAAGCUGCCUUUCCAGCGUCUGGUGAGAGAAAUCGCCCAGGACUUCAAGACUGACUUGCGCUUCCAGAGCUCCGCCGUCAUGGCCCUGCAGGAGUCCAGCGAAGCUUAUUUGGUCGGCCUGUUUGAGGACACCAACCUGUGCGCCAUCCACGCCAAGAGGGUCACCAUCAUGCCCAAAGACAUCCAGCUGGCUCGCCGCAUUCGGGGUGAACGCGCCUAAACUCAACGUCACCCACAUCAACACAAAGGCUCUUUUAAGAGCCACCACAAUUCCACUGAA